CCAUUUUUGCCUAUAAAAACCCAAUUCUAGCUCUGUUCUUCCUCCUCCUUGGCCCUCUGUUCUUCCUAUAGAACAUUAACAAAAUCCUCUGUUUUUCUUUUUUGUUCUUCAAAGACACUUCCUUUUGUUAGCUUUGCCCUGUUUUUUUGUAACUGGUCUAUUGAUCAAAGGGUGAAAAAAAAUGGAAUAUGAGGACAUAUAUGGACUAUCUCCAAGGCCUAAAUAUGAUUGCCUUCUCUUUGAUCUUGAUGAUACCCUUUAUCCCUUGAGCUCUGGUCUUGCUAAAGCAUGUGGAAACAACAUUAAAGAUUACAUGGUUGAAAAGCUGGGGAUUGGAAAGGAGAAAAUUGUUGAAUUGUCCAACUACUUGUAUAAGAAUUAUGGGACAACAAUGGCAGGCCUUAGGGCUGUUGGUUAUGACUUUGACUAUGAUGAUUACCAUAGCUAUGUCCAUGGAGGGCUUCCUUAUGAGAACUUAAAAGCAGACCCUCAAUUGAGGAGCCUAUUAUUGACUUUACCUAUUAGAAAAAUUAUCUUCACAAAUGCUGAUAGGGUCCAUGCAAUUAAAGCUCUUAGUAAACUUGGAUUAGAAGACUGUUUUGAAGGGAUUAUUUGCUUUGAAACCCUCAAUCCUACCCAUAAGAACACGGUCUCUGAUGACGAGGAUGACGUCGAGUUCUUGGGAUCGGUUUCCGCCACGACUGGUGUUGCUAACAACCCCGAGAUUUUCGACAUAAUCGGUCAUUUUGCCGACCCAAAGCCAGGUGCAACAUUGCCUAAAACACCCAUUGUUUGCAAACCACAAGAUAGUGCCAUUGAACUUGCUCUCAAGAUUGCCAAAAUCAAUCCUCAAAGAACAUUGUUCUUUGACGAUAGUGUCCGUAACAUCCAAGCCGGAAAACGUGUCGGUCUACACACUGUGUUGGUUGGUACUUCCCAAAGACCAAAAGGUGCUGAUUACGCAUUGGAAAGCAUUCAUAAUAUCAAGCAGGCAUUACCGGAGCUAUGGGAAACUGAUGUCAAAUCCGAUGUUAGUUACGCCGGCCAAGUUGCCGUUGAGACAUCGGUGACAGCUUAGAUCCUAUGUUUAUGUUUAGAGGGAAAAAAAAAUGUAGUCUACAUUCCUUGUCAUUGUUCAAAAUUCAAAUAAUGUAGAUGUACUGUUAUAUAUAAAAUAAGAAUCUAAUAAAGCGAAAGACAAAUUUUCUCCAA
This is a messenger RNA of Gossypium arboreum, 1212 nucleotides long. RefSeq names its product suppressor of disruption of TFIIS-like. The record is from RefSeq and is a predicted model, not a curated record. The transcript is spliced from 8 exons. The coding region runs from base 182 to 1078 and encodes 298 amino acids. NCBI's taxonomy places the organism in Eukaryota, Viridiplantae, Streptophyta, Magnoliopsida, Malvales, Malvaceae.